Molecule: messenger RNA, 2832 nt
Organism: Scheffersomyces coipomensis
Lineage: Eukaryota; Fungi; Ascomycota; Pichiomycetes; Serinales; Debaryomycetaceae
Gene: CNH1
Product: Cnh1p
Exons: 1
Coding region: 1-2832 (943 amino acids)
Biological process (GO): regulation of membrane potential; intracellular potassium ion homeostasis; sodium ion export across plasma membrane
Cellular component (GO): plasma membrane
Molecular function (GO): sodium:proton antiporter activity
Source: RefSeq, a predicted model, not a curated record
AUGGUAUGGAGUCAACUAGAUCUACAAACUCCUCAUAUAGCUUACGCUUGUGUAGGAAUAUUUAGUACUCUAUUCUCAUUAGUAUCAUUAUUUGUUAAAGAAAGAUUAUAUAUCGGUGAAGCAACCGUGGCAACCAUUGCCGGUUUAAUUCUAGGGCCUCAUUGUUUAGGAUGGUUUGAUCCUGUAACUUGGGGUAACACUGAUUAUAUCACCCUUGAAAUUUGUCGUAUUGUAUUAUGUAUUCAAAUUGUCGCUGUGGCAGUCGAAUUACCUAAAAAAUAUAUGAAAAAACAUUGGUUAUCAGUAUUUAUCUUUUUAUUACCAGUUAUGACUUGUGGUUGGUUAAUUGUCGGUUUAUUCAUUUGGAUUUUAAUUCCUCAUUUCAAUUUUAGUGAUGCCCUUUUAGUAAGUGCUUGUGUAACAGCAACUGAUCCUGUUUUAGCAGCUGCUGUUGUUGGUAAGGGGAAAUUUGCUGAAAGAGUUCCAGGUCAUUUAAGAAAUUUAUUAUCAGCUGAAUCAGGUUGUAAUGAUGGUAUGGCCUUCCCCUUUAUUUUCCUUUCCUUAAAUUUGGUUUUACAUCCUGGUAAACCAGGUACAAUUUUAAAAGAUUGGUUUCUUUUAACUAUUUUAUGGGAAUGUAUAUUUGGUUGUAUAUUAGGGGCAGUAAUCGGUUAUGUAUUAAGAAAAUUAGUUAAAUUUGCUGAAAAUAGAAAUUUAAUCGAUAGAGAAUCAUUUCUUGCCAUUUUUAUCUUUUUAGCAUUUAAUUCUGCUGGUAUUGGAUCAAUGCUAGGAGUUGAUGAUUUAUUAGUUUCAUUUGCAGCUGGUACCGCAUUUGGUUGGAAUGGUGAAUUUUCUAAAAAGACUGAAGAAUCUCAUGUUUCUACCGUUAUUGAUUUAUUAUUAAAUUUAGCCUUUUUUGUUUAUCUUGGUGCUAUUAUUCCUUGGCCUCAAUUUAAUGAUCAUUCUUUAGGUUUAGAUGUUUGGAGAUUAAUUAUUUUAGCCAUUGUUAUAAUCUUUUUAAGAAGAGUUCCGGCAGUAGUAUUGUUAAAACCUAUAACCCCUGAUGUUAAAACUUGGAAUGAUGCUUUAUUUUGUGGUCAUUUUGGUCCUAUUGGUGUGGGUGCUAUCUUUGCAGCAAUUUUAGCCAGAAAAGAUUUAGAAUCUUUUUAUACUACUGAAGAAACUCCCUUAGCAGAAUUACCUAAUCCUGAUCAUCCUCAUUAUCAAUUAUUAGUUACGAUUUGGCCAUUGGUUUGUUUUAUUGUUAUAACAUCUAUUGUGGUUCAUGGUUCAUCAGUGGCAGUAUUAACAUUAGGAAGAAGAUUAAAUAAAAUGGCCAUUACUUUAUCAUUUACUAUUACUGAAAAUAAUGAAGAUAAUAAUGCUGGUUCAUGGUUUGAUAGAUUAAAUGAUAGACUUAAAUUGGCAGAUUUAGAAAAGAAUGAAUCAAUAUCAUUAAGUAGAAUUGAUACUGAUGCACCAAUUCAACGAACUAAUACUGUUGAAACUUCAGGUAUAAAAGUUAGACCUGCAGGAGGAGCAACAAGAAAGAAGAAAUUAGAAAGAAGAAAAAGAAGAACUGGUAAUGGACCAGGAUCAAAAAUUAGAAAAUCCCUUUCAAGAGUUACAACUCAAGAUCAAACUGAUCCAACUAAUGAAAGACAAAGACCUCAAACUGAAGUUUUACAAUUAGGUCAACAAAAACCAGCAACUGUCACUACCACUCCACAAGAAUCACCAAAUUCAAGUCCAAUAAAACAAAGUGGUGGAGAAGAUUCUUUAUCAUCAGGUACAACAUCUCAAACCUUAAAAAUACCUAAUAAAACUUCUGGUUUACAAGAAUUUGGGGAAAAAUUCUCUAGUAAAAAUCAAGAAGAAUCAAUACCAACUACAGUGGUUCAAGAUGGUAAUACUUAUAUAAUUGAAGAUCAACAUGGUGAAAUUGUUGAUACUUUUAAAACCAAUAGUCGUGAUGCAUCACCAAGAAGUAGAAGAAGAGGUUCUAGUGCUAGUCCUUCACCUGAUGAAGCUAGUAUUCAUUCUGAAGCUUCACUUCGUCGUCAUAUGUCUCAAUAUUCCUUCUCAUCCGAUGAAAAUGUGGCUGCUAUAGAUGAUGAAAUUGAUGCUAGAGAAGGAUCAUCUUCAUCGUCAUCAUCCAUUUCAAGAUCAGAAAAUGAAAAAUCAAUUGAUAGAACUUUAUCAAAAACAUUAACUGGUAAGAAGAAGCUGCUUUAUAAAAAGGAUGAUCCAAAACAUAAAGUUAAUGUUUAUCAAAUUGAUAAUUUAAUCAUUAUAGAAAAUAUGGAAGGUGAAGUGAUUAGAAGAUAUAAAGUUAAUCAUCGUACUCGUAAUAGAUUAACCCAAAGUAUGAAGGAAGAAAAUAGUGUGAGAGGAGAUUCAACUAUGGCAAAUCAACAACCAAGAGGUAGAUCAGGUUCUAUAGUUGGUAGAGCUUUGAAAUAUGUUGGAUUUAAGAAUAAAGAUGGUUCAGUUGCUCAAGAAUCUUCAUCCACUGGUGUUGGUGUUCCAACCAUACAUGUUAGUGGUGAUGAUCAUCAAAUUAAGGAUAGUUCGGUUACAGCUAAACCUAAGUCUAAACCUAGUGCUGCUGGUGAAUAUUUAGCUAUUAAUAGAAAGAGAGAACCAUCACUUGAUGAAGACGAUGAAGAAGAUGAAGAUGAAGAUUUAUCUCAAGAUUCUGAAGCUAGUGAUAUCGAUGACGACGAUGAUGAUGAAAUACUUCAAGAAACUGAAGUUGAAAGAAGAAGAAGAUUGGCUGCUCUUGGUAAACUUCCAACUACUCAUCGUCAUGAAGAUGAUGAAGAAGAUUAA